Messenger RNA from Oreochromis niloticus (Nile tilapia), 2783 nucleotides. Its product is annotated as 26S proteasome non-ATPase regulatory subunit 11A. Gene Ontology annotation, molecular function: protein binding. The transcript is spliced from 13 exons. Bases 68 to 1336 code for a protein of 422 amino acids. Lineage: Eukaryota; Metazoa; Chordata; Actinopteri; Cichliformes; Cichlidae. The record is from RefSeq and is a predicted model, not a curated record.
UCCGACCCUGUGAACGACCUGACCGGAAAACCACCAGCAAAGUGGAGCGGAGGCAGGCAGAGGAAAGAUGGCAGCCGCGGCAGUGGCUGAGUUUCAGAGAGCACAGUCUCUUCUUGGAACAGACCGGAAUGCCUCUAUUGAUAUCUUACAUUCAAUAGUGAAGCGGGACAUCCAGGACAGCGAUGAGGAGGCGGUGCGUGUCAAAGAACAGAGCAUCCUGGAGCUGGGGGGGCUGCUGGCGAAGACGGGACAGGCCGCAGAGCUCGGGGGGCUGCUAAAAUAUGUCCGGCCCUUCCUCAACUCCAUCUCCAAGGCCAAGGCAGCCCGGCUGGUCCGCUCCCUGCUGGACCUGUUCCUGGACAUGGAGGCUGCCACGGGUCAGGAGGUAGAGCUCUGCCUUGAAUGCAUAGAGUGGGCCAAGGCUGAGAAGAGGACCUUCCUCAGACAGGCGCUAGAGGCUCGACUCAUCUCACUGUACUUCGACACAAAGUGCUACCAGGAGGCUCUGCAGCUUGGCUCCCAGUUGCUGCAGGAGCUCAAGAAGAUGGAUGAUAAGGCCCUGCUAGUGGAGGUUCAGCUGCUGGAGAGUAAGACGUACCACGCCCUCAGUAACCUGCCCAAGGCCCGCGCAGCCCUCACGUCUGCUAGGACAACCGCCAAUGCCAUCUACUGCCCACCCAAACUACAAGCAGCUUUAGACAUGCAGUCAGGGAUCAUUCACGCAGCGGAGGAGAAAGACUGGAAGACGGCUUACUCCUACUUCUACGAGGCCUUCGAGGGCUACGACUCCAUCGACAGCCCCCGAGCCAUCACAGCCCUCAAAUACAUGCUGCUCUGCAAAAUCAUGCUCAAUGCGCCAGAAGAUGUCCAGGCCCUCAUUAGCGGCAAGCUAGCUCUGCGGUAUGCCGGCAGACAGACAGACUCGCUGAAAUGUGUGGCACAAGCCAGCAAGAACCGGUCGCUGGCAGACUUUGAAAAGGCACUAACAGAGUACAAAGCAGAGCUGCGGGAUGAUCCCAUCAUCAGCACCCACCUGACCAAGCUGUAUGAUAACCUGCUGGAGCAGAACCUCAUCAGGGUCAUCGAGCCAUUCUCCAGGGUCCAGAUAGCACACAUUUCCUCCCUCAUCAAACUCCCUAAGGGAGACGUGGAGAGGAAAUUAUCACAAAUGAUCUUGGAUUCGAAGUUUCAUGGUAUUUUGGACCAAGGUGAAGGCGUGCUGAUUGUGUUUGAUGAGCCGGUGGUGGAUAAGACGUACGAGGCGGCACUAGAGACCAUUCAGAACAUGAGCAAAGUGGUGGAUUCGCUCUACAACAAAGCCAAGAAGCUUACAUAAGAGUGACACCAUCUGUCCUCCUGUCUGGAGUGACGUGGGCCAGUCAGACCUCCGUCGAUUGCUUCACUUCAACCCGGGAGGGACGAGGGGAGAAGGAUGAGGAGAUCACAAAACACUCAACAACCCAGCAAGCAAAACAACCAGCUGCCCCACUGAAGAUGACCCAACAGAACAGCAAACUGACAGGGUGGACUGCCCGCUCCUCCUGGUCCUCCCUCAGCCCUCUGCUCUCCCGCCCCUCCUGUCACUGUCUCUUCCUUCCAAUCUAAUUGGGGUUGAUCAGACACAAAGUGCUCCUCCCUAUGGACAAAUCCAGGCACUGCGCCCUUCUUCUUUUCUCCCACCAAUGAUUUUUACUGUAUGUAAAAUUGGAUGAGCCUCCUUUUCCUUUUUAUUUUUGUUUAGUUUUUUUUGUUAUUUUGGUUCCUGUUUCUCUCUGCGCUGGCCAUCAGGGAAUCUUGUAAAAUACCAGUAAAGAAUACAUAUACAGCACUUAUACAUAAAUGUAUUAUAAACAGACACACACACACACACAAACAUGUUUGAUCUGUUCUCAGAGUGUAAAAAAGGGUGAAGGUGGGUUGGUUGGUUGGUAGGUCUGAAUUCUACCUGCUCUGUUCAAUUUUCCAGCCGGCCCUGAAACCGAACAUUUGAAUUUUAUCUGUUGUUGUGAAAAAUGGACCCCGUGUUGUCCACAGGACAUCAAAACAGCCCCUCUUUCCUUCCCACAACUUUUGCCACCCUCUCCCUUUAACGUUUUCACCCUAAGUGUGCUCACUCGCUCACUCACAAGGCAUUCUGGGAUUUGUGGACCAUACAGGGAAUUGCUCUUCUGUCCACUCGGGACCAUGCCACAGGAAAAGGGGAGAACAGUCAUCACACCAUGCUGGGGUCUCCAAUACCCCCUCCUCUUUCCUCCCCUCUGCACUCCCACCUCCUGUUUGUAUAUAACAUUGCCAAGCGCCUCUGUUCAUCCCAGGCCUGAUGAUGUAUUCACACUGUUCCCCUUUUUUAUAAUCCAUAAGAACAGAGUAUACCUUGCCACUGAGAGCUCGGUCAGUCACAUGAAGAGCUUUUGAGGCUUAAGAUGUGACUGGAUGGUGAACUCUGUGUUCUGAGAUAUGAUGAGUCGGUUGUGCAGAAAAGGGCAGGCUUUGCUGAAGAAAAUAAAGCUGUACAUUUCUGGGAACUUAAUUUUGCAAGGACUCAAAGGUUUACCAUAUAUGACAUAGAGAAAGAAAAAUGCUAAUAAAAAAAGUCAAACCUGCAAGCGGUGUGCUUUUACAACACUGGGAAUAAUUAUCCGUUAACUCUUUAUUGUUACAGCAAGUUUGGUAGUAGGUUGAAAAUGACAUUUAACUUGUUUACUUGCCUGUAGUAAAGUAACUCAACCAAUGAUAUUGGUAAGAACACAGUUCAGUUAAUUAUAAGGCGAGUCUGCUGAGCA